UUCGAUGGAGAUCUCCCGAAGGCUGCCAGUCUGGGCUUGCGAAUCCCAGGUGUGCCAAGCUCGCGACAACAAAACAAAGAUUUUUGGCGCACCAUGGGCGAGCUCUGAACAACUAAUACAUAUCAAACAUGCACUGAUAGCAUUAUAAGCACAGAAUAUACAGCUAAGAUUAAAAUUAGAAUAAAACCAAGUGAAGGGUUCAAUUUUUCCAUUUUUAAACGUUAGUGUUGAGAUCAACUGUGUGGGGCAGUAGCCCCGAGGCCACGACCGUGGAGCACGAAGGGGGAGCUCUGUUCGGGCGGCUGCAGGGGGCGCUCAGGGGCGGCGCCGCGGCCGCUUCGCCCUCGCGCGUCGCUACCUCUAUCAGGGGCUAUCUCGACAAAGUCGGAUCCCUGCAACUUAGAGACACAGGUUCCGAAGUCCCAUUCGAGGACGGCGAGGGUCAACGAUUAACUAAUGUCCUCUGAGCGCACAUUAGCAACGAAGUAACAGUUGAUAUAUUCCGAUAUGCAGUUGGCUUAUAUUUUUACUUGAAAAUAAAUAACGAUACUCAAAAUGGCGGAAGAAGGACCGCAAUCGAUCUGGCAGAAGAUCGACAACACCGUCAUACCUGUCGUUAAUUUGGAGGUGAGAGAAGUUAGGGAAGUACUAUGGGACAAGAUCAAAGAACCGACUUCCCAGAGAAAGAUCAUCUUAGUCAUAGUUUCUAUAGCCUUGCUCCUAGAUAACAUGUUGUACAUGGUAAUAGUACCUAUCAUACCGGACUAUUUGAGGUACAUCGGUGCAUGGGGAGAAGCAGGAUUUGAUCAUGUCGUAACUCUAGCACCAAUACAAGAAGGCAACAGAACGAUUAUACCAACUAAAAUAAUUCCCGCUUCACAUGAAGGGCAAGAUUCGGCUACAGGACUACUCUUUGCUUCAAAAGCUAUAGUACAACUGAUGAUUAAUCCUUUCUCUGGUGCCUUAAUCGAUCGUAUAGGGUAUGAUAUACCGAUGAUGAUCGGACUGAUUAUUAUGUUUCUAUCAACAUCGAUCUUUGCUUGUGGAAGGAGUUAUGGCAUGCUUUUCUUCGCUCGAAGUCUCCAGGGUGUUGGAUCCGCUUUUGCCGAUACAUCAGGGCUAGCUAUGAUAGCUGAUCGAUUUACAGAAGAGUCGGAGCGAUCAAAAGCUCUCGGAAUCGCAUUAGCAUUUAUUAGCUUUGGUUGUCUCGUAGCACCACCAUUUGGAGGCGCUUUAUAUCAAUUUGCUGGAAAGGAAGUUCCAUUUCUUAUUUUAGCCCUGAUUUCUUUAUUGGAUGGAUUCAUGCUUCUUUUGGUUAUGAAGCCAUUGAAAACGCAAAUAAAAGAAGCACAGCAGCCGAAACCAGAUGGUACGCCUAUAUGGAAGUUACUAAUGGACCCUUACAUAGCGGUAUGCGCAGGAGCUCUCAUGAUGUCAAACGUCGCAUUGGCAUUUUUAGAACCUACAAUAUCCUUCUGGAUGGAAGAUCACCUCACAAAAGAUAAUUGGAAAAUUGGAAUGAUAUGGCUACCUGCAUUCUUUCCUCAUGUACUUGGUGUAAUAAUAACAGUAAAAAUGGCAAAACAAUAUCCUCAACAUCAGUGGCUGAUGGCUGCUGGAGGAUUGGCGCUAGAAGGACUUUGCUGUUUCAUUAUACCUUUCGCAACCUCUUACAAAAUGUUGAUGAUACCUAUUUGUGGGAUCUGCUUUGGUAUAGCUUUGAUUGACACUGCGCUUCUGCCUACUCUUGGAUAUCUGGUUGAUGUCAGAUAUGUAUCUGUAUAUGGGAGUAUAUAUGCUAUCGCCGAUAUAUCUUAUUCAUUCGCAUAUGCUGUCGGACCGAUAAUCGCUGGUGAAGUUGUCGAAGCGAUCGGAUUUACUGCAUUAAAUCUAUUUAUUGCAUUCAGUAACCUCCUGUAUGCUCCCGUACUCAUGUACUUAAGACAUAUUUACGAUUUCAAGCCAUUUGAAAAUGAGGCAAAUAUCUUAAUGGCUGAUCCACCAGAUAAAGAGUAUCAGACGUACAGCAUGCAAGACCAAAGACCGGUAAAUGGGGAAUACAAGAAUCAUCUUGAAUACUCAAACGUGCAGGGUCAGGAUAACGUGGAAGAGUCGAAUGUGGAUAGUUCGAGGGACUACCAGCAGGGGUAUCAAAACUAUUCACAGGGAUACGAGCAGCAAAGUUACCAGCAGGAGAACUACAGUCAACCACGCCAGCUACCUGCGCAGCCGCAAGCUCCAGCCAGUAACCCUUUUAGGGGGGCGGAGGCCGCACCCGCGGGCCCUACAGCGCCGCCCGUAAAGAAUCCCUUCCGGCAAGGCUUCUAGAGCCACUGAGUGUUGUUGUGUAAAUUUGCUAAUAUUACUUGUUGUAUCUUAUAGGUAAUUUCGAUCACUGAGUCGCCUCCCAUUUGCGACUUUUCUUAUCUAGCUGUGCUUAAUGUCGUAGUUUUAACUGUUAGAAAUGUCACCUCAGUAGGACUGAAAGCUCUACAUGUUGUAGUUUGUUGCGUUUGAUAACUGAGAAGGCAUUUUUAUAACAGCCUAUUGUUGAUAUUGUUCUUACCUGUUAAUGUUCUAUUACUUAUAUACUUUCUCACAGAGAUAAAACUAUUCGAUGAUAAAUUCGACUUAGAAAAACAUGAUAUAAAAGUUUAUAUAAUCUAUACUUUAUAUUCGAGAAUACAUCACUCGUAUAAUAUUAAGAUAUUUUGUACAUAAAAAGCACGAUAUUAUAGUAAGUAUAAAAUUUAUCAAGAAUUAAAUUAGGGCCUAAACAGGUGAAACAUUUAACUUCAUCUGAAAAUCUGUAUUUAUAAAAUGCUCUUGUAUUAUUUGGAAUACGUUUUAAUUUAUUGAAUUUCCAAAUUGAAAUCAAAAAUGUUAAAAGUUCAUUUGAGCAGUGUGUAGAGCUCUACAGUUUACGUAUUUGUUAAGUUUGAAUAUAAUAUUAAACUAAUUACGUCCGUAAACACUUAAGCUGAGAACCAAUACCAGCUUAUUCGUAUAUGAACAAGUGUAGUUUGAGUGACGUUUGAAACAUUGAAAUAAAUACGUCAACCAUAGAGCUCUAAGGUACUGAAUUAAAAUUGUCUUACUUGUAUAGUAAAUAUCAAUUUUUCAUAUGAAUACAUAAGUACGAAAAUGUACAUUAUUCUCAAAGUUGUAAUAUUUAACCGUCUCUACAAUCUUUGCCUUUUAUUAAUAUAAAGCAUCUAAUUGUUUCAGCAAUACUUAGUAUAAGAUUUAAUAUCAAUUUAUAACUGUAUAUCAAUUACUAUUACUUAGGUAAGUUAGUGAUCAACUUGUGAUAAAGAGUUGCAACCAAGGUAAAUAAACAUAUCAGAGUCUUUUGAUUCAUUUAGAAUAAUGUAAAGUAUUAGUGAUAUUUUUGAGUGUUAGACGUAGAAUGUGUUUAAGUAGAGUAAUGAUGGAGGUCUGUAGUUAUGUCACGUGACAAAGGCUCUUUUAAAUGUUGAGUUUUAAAUUUAAAAUGCAAAAAAAUUAUUAUUUGUACUUGUAUAUUUGUGACGUUCCCGAUAAGUCAAUUUGAAUGUACAGAGAGCAAGAAGCAUUAUAUUUGUGAAAUAUAUAUAAAAAUAUUUAAAUUCGGCAAAGUUAACAAGGAGAAUUUUAAUGCAAAGCCUUCGUUUAUUGAGUUGGAAUUGAUUGGAAACAGAUAAAUUAGCCUGCAAAGUACAAUAGGAGUUGUAGUAAAUGCACAAAAAACUUACGAAGCACAAACACAAUUUACGUGCUCAAACACGAAAGCACAAUAAUUUCAGAAUAUACUGUCUUUUUCUAAUCUUUGUUAAAAGUAUAUUUUUGAUGUGGUUAAUUAGGUGUUAAGGUGAGGAGUCUGUUGAUGUAAGUUAAGGUCAAUUUUCGUGUCAAAUUCUCCCGAAAUUCAAUUAAUAAGUAGUCAAUGUGCUGAGAGAUGCUUAUACUAAGAUUGAGCGUGACUUUUGAUGAUGACUUUGAAGAAUAAAUUCCUCACGGUUUUUACGUAAAAAUAAAUAAACGUACGUUUUGAUUGGUCAGAAUACUGGUGUUUUACAGUCGAAUUUAGACCACAAUAAAAUAUCAUAACAUCACAUAUUAUUUAUUCAAGUUUACCUCAUCAUACAUAAUACUAUAUCUGCAGUAAAUGUUACAACCUCUAAACUAUUUACAUCCGUACAUAACAACGAAGAUGAAAAACUGAAUAUUUUUUUAAGACCGGAGAGAUUUUUUCAAAAAUAUAAUAUAAAAUUGUUUGUUAUAUAAAUGAAGAAAACAAUAAAAAGUUAUCAUCAAAAGGAACAUAUUAGAUUGAAUAUUACUGAAUUUAUUCUGUAAGAUAGUGAUUUUGUGUCUAUUUUAUCGUAGCAAUAACAUAACCAGCUGUAUCACAUACAUAUCAUUAGAUUUAAGAUAUACAAUUUUACAUAAGAAUAUAUUAUACAUAGCAGUAACGCACAUAAUAUUUAAUGAGAUUAAUAUAUAAUUAUUAAGAUAUAUUUUUAAAUAAUAUUUUUCGUAUAUUGUAUAUUAUUUAUGGUUUUUAAUUUGACAUAUUUACAAAAAUUUAAAAUUUGCCGUAAAUUGCAUUGAAAAUUCAAUGGAUCUGACUUGUCUUGCCAUAUCUUAAACAUAUCAAACAUUUUAUUAUAAAUAACUUAAUCUCAAUUUAUUCACUUAAAGUACUCAUAGUUGUUCAUUAAUCCUUAAUGGUUUAUUGGAGUCUAGGGUAGUGGACCUUGCUUUCCAUAUCAUUACAUAUUAUCAACUUCAAAAAUAUAUUUUAGUUCUUCAUAAUUUCAGAAAAUCUUAGAAUUAUCCUUCAAAUCUAACUGCUUAAAAUGACCUAUGAUCGAAAUGAAGUAUCUCAAAAAAACGGAAUGUCUGCAUCUUUUGAAAGUAUUUUUAUGUUCUAAUAUCGGAAUCCACCUAAAAUUCCAAGUUUGUUUUUUGUUGACGUUUAAAAAUACAAUUCUGUUUGCAGUUAGGUUUGAUACUUUGAUCUAUACCCGUCCGUAGCUUCUAAUUGUCAUACGUCAUCUGUCGCCUUAGUUGAUUUUUUUAAUAGUUACCCUUUUUUAAAAUACUUUUUGAUAGUCUUUUGAACUUUGACAUUUCCUUAUUUAAGUCAUCCUAAGAUAAGAGUUAGUAACUUUUAUUACGUUUUUUAAGCUAGUAUUUUUUAUUUCAAUGUUUUAGUAUAUAUAAUAUAUCAUAGUUAAUAAGUGUAAAUAUUGAAGCCCACACAGAAAUGAGUGAUAAUUCAAUCGAUUCUAUGAUAAACUAUAUACCUGUUCGCGUCUUAAAGCUUAGGCUUACUAAAGCAAUAUCAAAACUGUUAAAAACUUAAUUAAAAAAUAAUUUAAAAUCUUACAUUUAAAGGUCAGUUAAAGAUUCAUUAACAUAUGUCUAUGUACAUCAAACGAGCAUAUCUGAAUAAUUAUAUCUCUGUACGCAUAGUUAUUCAAUAAAUGAAGCAGAUCUUGAUCAAUAAUUUUCGAGUAAUAUAUGAAGAAGCCAAAGUUUUAGUACCGGGUAUCAGGAUCGUAAGGAAAUUUUGUAACAACCACUAAUAGCAGGUAGAGCUAAAUUGACAGUUUCAUUUGCUUAUUUAAAAAAAAAACUAAUAUUCGAAUGGAAAUUCCUGGUAUUGUGGGAAGCGAAAUGCACUACUACUUUUCAUACAAAUACUUGAUGCAGACUUAUAUACGUCAUAUCCAGUCGCAUUGCGGCUAUGCUUAGCUCAUUAUCUUAUAUAUCGUAAUCUUAAAUUAUAAUCAUUAUAGAAAUAUGCGUUAGGUACGUUGUAAAAUUAUAUAUUUCACGAUAGUGUAGAUUCAUGUGGAAUAUUUACGAGGACACAAAUUAUUGUUCAUGUGAAUGUUAUUUCCAUGUACAUUGAACAAUAUGGCGUUAUGUUAAAUGUUAUUACAUUUAUUUAAUGCAAUUACAGCUAAUAUAAUAUAAAAAGCUGAGUGUAGAGUAUUAUAAUAGCUUGUGAAGCGUUAGAAAAAGAAAUUGUACAGUGAAAUAAAAUAAUUAGUUUAUAAAUAAUUUUAAUACGGUAUAAUUUUGAAACUGCUAAAUAAUUUAGCGAAAAAUUAUUACUAUAAUAAUUAUUAUAAUUAAUUAGAUUAUCAUGAUCACCUCAGGAAAUACGUGUAUUUCUUUACAGUGCAAUAUAAUUAUAAUAUUAGUAUUUAUGUAGGGAAUUUAAAUUGUUAAACUCAUAACAUGUGUGUAAAUUACGUUAAAAGUUAGUAUUAUGAAUGUAAUUUAAGAAUAUUAUCAUUAUUAAUCAUACGAUAGCAUACCUUUUAAAACCUAGUUUGUAUAAUCAAUUUCACGCAUUUCCUGUAGACGUGUAGUAAUGUUAAAAAAGCUAUUAGUUAGAUAUAGGAACUUGGAGUGAAUAUUGAAUCAAAGAGUUAUUAAGGCAAAUAUCGUUGUCUGUUUGGAAUAUUGUUUUAUGAAUUUGUAUUGUUCUUGGAUAGUCAUUAGUUUAUGUUAGGUGUUAUGUGUCUUUCAAUUGGUUUGAGAUUUAGCUAUAAGAAAAUGUAUAAAUUAUAUACAAAUCGCAUCUUGUAAGUGUUUCUGAAUUUAACAAGAAUUUAAAACGCCGUGCGAGUCAUUCCCAUUUAUUUCCCUUUUUUCUUAAUUUUUUGACUUAAAAUUUGUUAGAGUUUGAUAAAGGCUAGAAGAUCUUAGUUAUCUGAGAGUUUCCGACUCCGACAUAUAAAUAAAUAUAUAUAUAAAUCUUCCCAAAAAACUGUCUCGUAUGUUAAAAACGGUUGUCUCUUAGAAAUCAGAACAUAGUUAAACUUGCGAAUUGUAAUUGAUUAAUGUAUAAACUAGACAUGUUAUUUUUAUAUUUUUCGUUUUUCUCUUUGACGGCUAAAAGCUUGUAAUUUUGCCCUUCGCUUUAACAACUGCGUGAUAGCUGAUAUGUUGAUAAUCACUUGACGCCUCGAAACUAAAUAUGACAUUUGUCAUCUGUCAGUGUCAUUAUUUGACAGUUAGAUCGCACUAACAAACUCUUUGAAUCCUAAGAGGUUUAUAGUAUUUAGACUGCAUAUAGCAAUGUUGCAGUGGUUGUCAACAUACUACGUAGGUAUUAGUUGUAAUCAAAUUAAUCAUAAUUGUAUAAUGUGGUCAAACUUAAAUCAGUGAUCGAAUAAACUUGUUACACCAAUUAUCAUGGGAUUU
Pieris brassicae (large cabbage white) is the source of this 7206-nucleotide messenger RNA. RefSeq names its product vesicular acetylcholine transporter (gene VAChT). The transcript is spliced from 3 exons. Gene Ontology annotation, molecular function: acetylcholine transmembrane transporter activity; xenobiotic transmembrane transporter activity. NCBI's taxonomy places the organism in Eukaryota, Metazoa, Arthropoda, Insecta, Lepidoptera, Pieridae. Gene Ontology annotation, cellular component: terminal bouton; AP-2 adaptor complex; membrane. The record is from RefSeq and is a predicted model, not a curated record. Gene Ontology annotation, biological process: transmembrane transport; xenobiotic transport; chemical synaptic transmission. The coding region runs from base 556 to 2328 and encodes 590 amino acids.